UAUUAUUUUAUAACCAUAAUGGCUAUACAUAGCCAUUUUAAAUCGAAACAAUGAUUUCAAAAAAGUUUUCCUAAAAAUUGUAAAGUAUAAUUUAAAAUGUUGCCAGUGUCUAGUUUGCCAUAUCAAAAAAUCAGUGUUAACAAUGUUACACCGAAUUUACUCCGUUAUAAACAUUUUUUCAUAGGAUUUUUCAUACUCUUACUUUCAUUUGUUUUAAUUAUGAAUAUAUUCUCGAGUGAGCCUGAUUACAAUUCAAAACAAAGGCAACGCGUAUCCUUAUCAAAUGUUUUAAAUCCACCAAUAUCUGUUAUAAAUAAUAUUAGUCAUACAAAUAGUACAAUAUCAAGGAAUUGUAAUUAUUGGAAUUGUUUUAAUGUAUAUCGGUGCGGACGAUCACAUUAUGGUGAUCAUAUCCUGGUUUAUGUAUAUCCUUUGAAACAGUAUGUGAAUCAAUUAAAUGUGCCAUACACGAAUAUUAUUACUAAAGAAUUUUAUGAAAUUAUCGAUGCCAUUAUUCAUUCCAAGUAUUAUACGCCUGAUGUGUAUGAAGCAUGUAUUUUUAUACCAACUAUCGACACAUUAAAUUUGAAUAAUAUAUCACCGAAAAAUUUAUCAGUUGUUUUACAGAAUUUAGAAUUUUGGGGUAAUGAUGGGUUAAAUCAUUUAUUAUUUUCAAUGAUGGGCUUUAACUCUGAUAUUGGUAAACGUUUUGAUGAUUUACCUAUUGGAAAAGCAAUGUUCGCAUCUGCUGGAUUUGAUACGUGGACAUUUCGCCGUAAUUUUGAUAUAUCAUUACCAGUAUAUAGCCCUUUACAAAGGAUUAUUAAACCGCAAGAGACUAAUAAUAUCAGGUCUUGGUUGGUUAUAUCAUCUGAUACAGUAAUUCACCCAGAUCACAUGCAAGAACUUCGUAUAAUUGAAGCUUCGCAUCCUGAAUUAUUGAUUUUGGAAGGUUGUGAGCCGCCCACAAACCGAACAGAACGAUGUAAAAAUGGUGGUUUAAUGCCAUUACGUUUUGAUUAUCCUCUAAUUUUACAAAAAGCAACAUUUUGUUUAAUAAUUCGUGGCAUCACCUACGGAUCACAAACAUUUUUAGAAGCAUUAGCAAGUAGUUGUAUACCUGUGAUUAUUCAUGAUAGUAUUGUCUUACCAUUUUCACCUCAUAUUGAUUGGAAACGAGCUGCCAUAUUUAUUUUGGAACGAAAUAUUAACACAUUGAUGGAUGUUUUAAAAUCCGUAUCGGACAAACAUAUUGGUGAAAUGCAAGAACAAAUUGCAUGGCUUUAUGAUAUGUAUUUUAAAGAUAUUAAAACUAUUACUUUAACGUCGUUGGAUAUUUUACAAGAUCGGAUUAAUCCACAUUGGGCGAAGAAGUAUGAAGAUUGGAAUGUUAUUCCUUCACAGCGUUCGAGUAACCCAUUAUUUUUACCAAUUAUGGGAUCAAAAACUUUAGGAUUUACAGCUGUUGUAUUAACAUAUGAUCGAGUUCAAAGUCUAUUUACGUUAGUUGAAAAAUUAUCUCGUGUUCCAUCGUUAGUAAAAAUCUUAGUUAUAUGGAAUAAUCAAAAAAAGGCACCACCCCAUUCUUCACAAUGGCCUAAAGUGAGUAAACCAGUAAAAGUGAUUCAAACAAGUGCGAAUAAACUAUCAAAUCGUUUCUAUCCUUACGCUGAAAUCGAAACGGAAGCAAUACUUAAUAUUGAUGAUGAUAUAAUUAUGUUAACAUCUGAUGAGUUAGAAUUCGGUUAUGAAGUGUGGCGUGAAUUUCCUGAUCGCAUUGUUGGAUUUCCAUCAAGAACACAUCGAUGGGAUAAUGUAACAUUAUCAUGGAAAUAUGAAAGCGAAUGGACAAACGAUAUAUCAAUGGUUUUAACCGGUGCUGCAUUUUUACACAAAUAUUGGAGUUAUGCGUACACGCAUAUUUUACCUGAAUCGAUACGUGAUUGGGUUGAUUCUCAAAUGAAUUGUGAAGAUAUAGCAAUGAAUUUUUUAGUUGCAAAUAUUACAAAUCAAUCACCAAUAAAAGUUACACCACGUAAAAAAUUUAAAUGCCCUGAAUGUACGAAUACUGAAAUGUUAUCCGCUGAUUUAGGGCAUAUGGUUGAAAGAUCUGCAUGCGUUGAUCGAUUUGCUCGUGAAUUUGGUAAAAUGCCAUUACAAGCUGUAGAAUUUCGUGCUGAUCCAGUAUUAUUUAAAGAUCCAUUCCCAGAGAAACUUAAACGUUUUAAUGAUAUCGGUAGUUUGUAAAUAAUUUUUUUAA
Messenger RNA from Chrysoperla carnea, 2260 nucleotides. RefSeq names its product exostosin-2 (gene sotv). Gene Ontology annotation, molecular function: glycosyltransferase activity. Lineage: Eukaryota; Metazoa; Arthropoda; Insecta; Neuroptera; Chrysopidae. The transcript is spliced from 5 exons. The record is from RefSeq and is a predicted model, not a curated record. Gene Ontology annotation, cellular component: membrane. The coding region runs from base 97 to 2247 and encodes 716 amino acids.